AUGGGACAAUUCAACACCAGUUGGGGAGAGGGCUUCAUUUUGGAGGGCUUCUCAGACUGGCCUCAACUAGAAAUCAUCCUUUUUAUCUCUAUUUCAAUUUCCUACUCCCUGACUCUCUUUGGCAACACCACCAUCAUCGCUCUCUCCCAGCUGGACCACCGACUGCACACGCCCAUGUACUUCUUCCUCUCCCACCUCUCCUUCCUGGACCUCUGCUACACCACCAGCACCGUGCCCCAGCUCCUGGUUAAUCUUUCUGGACUUGAUCAGACUAUCAGCCAUGGAGGGUGCGUGGCCCAGCUCUUCAUAUCUCUUGCCUUGGGCUCCACUGAGUGCGUACUCCUGGUGGUGAUGGCCUUCGACCGCUAUGCUGCCGUGUGCCGUCCACUCCACUACACCACCAUCAUGCACACUCUUCUUUGCCACAUUUUGGCUAUUGCUUCCUGGUUGGGGGGCCUGGUGAACUCUCUGAUUCAGACAGGUCUUAUGAUGGCCAUGCCUCUCUGUGGCCAUCACCUGAACCACUUCUUCUGUGAGAUGCCUGUCCUUCUGAAGCUGGCUUGUGAGGACACAGGAGGAACAGAGGCCAAGAUGUUUGUGGCCCGGGUUGUGAUCUUGGUCUUUCCCGCAGCUCUAAUUCUAGGCUCCUAUGCACGCAUUGGCAGGGCCGUGCUGAAGGUCAAGUCAAUGGCUGGACGCAGAAAGGCUUUUGGAACUUGUGGGUCUCACCUUGUAGUGGUUUCCCUUUUUUAUGGCUCAGCCAUCUACACCUACCUCCAACCCAAGGGCAGUUACUCUGAGAAUGAGGGGAAGUUUGUUGCCCUUUUUUAUACCAUAAUCACCCCCAUGCUCAAUCCUCUGAUUUAUACUCUUAGGAACAAGGAUGUGAAGGGGGCUUUGUGGAAGUUACUACAGAGAAGAAGAAAAUCAGGAUAA
Molecule: messenger RNA, 936 nt
Organism: Perognathus longimembris pacificus (Pacific pocket mouse)
Lineage: Eukaryota; Metazoa; Chordata; Mammalia; Rodentia; Heteromyidae
Product: olfactory receptor 10-like
Exons: 1
Coding region: 1-936 (311 amino acids)
Biological process (GO): G protein-coupled receptor signaling pathway
Cellular component (GO): membrane
Molecular function (GO): olfactory receptor activity; G protein-coupled receptor activity
Source: RefSeq, a predicted model, not a curated record